AUGGCGCCUAUCAUCCACGCCGUCCGCCACGCCCAGGGCCUCCACAACCUUUGCACCGCCAACCACGUCAUCCAAGAUCCCCUCCUCACACAUCUCGGCCACGAACAAUGCGCUAAGUUGCAAGCUACUUUCCCCAAGCAUACCCAGAUCGACCUGGUGACCGCAUCUCCUCUCCGCCGAACUAUCUACACUGCCCUCGAGAGCUUCGGGCCCGUCUUCGAGUCCCACCCGGACAUGAAGCUGAUUGCCCUGCCGGACACCCAGGAGACCUCCGACGUGCCGUGCGAUACUGGCAGUGAGCCCGAGGCUCUGCAGGAGGAGUUUGCGGGAAAGCCGGUUGAUUUGGAGCUUGUGCACAAGGGAUGGAAUAACAAGGAAGGUCGCUAUGCGCCUACGAACCGGGCGCUUAAGCAGCGCGCGCGUGCUGCGCGCCGGUGGCUGAAGGCUCGUCCCGAGAAGGAGAUUGUUCUCGUCACUCACGGUGGUUUCCUGCACUACUUUACCGAGGACUGGGAGGACAGCAGCCAGUACCAGGGAACUGGCUGGGUGAACACCGAAUACCGCACCUACACCUUCACAGACGAGGCGCACAACGAGGAUCUGGAGGGUCACCCUCUGGACGGUGACAAUGCCACUCUGACUGAAACUCUCGAGUCACGGCAACGGCGCGGCAAGGCCGGCCCCAUGCCUGACCGUGAGCAGCAGAAGACAUUGUACAAGCUCGGCACGCAGGGCUGGGACGACCAGGGCUUACAGAUGAGCACUGCCGAGCGGGAUGCCGCCAAGGUUCCUGGUGGUAAGGAGGUUGACGGCGUUCGUGUAUAG
Molecule: messenger RNA, 825 nt
Organism: Penicillium cataractarum
Lineage: Eukaryota; Fungi; Ascomycota; Eurotiomycetes; Eurotiales; Aspergillaceae
Exons: 4
Coding region: 1-825 (274 amino acids)
Cellular component (GO): cytoplasm
Molecular function (GO): phosphatase activity
Source: RefSeq, a predicted model, not a curated record